Molecule: messenger RNA, 1436 nt
Organism: Zootoca vivipara (common lizard)
Lineage: Eukaryota; Metazoa; Chordata; Lepidosauria; Squamata; Lacertidae
Gene: C1QTNF1
Product: C1q and TNF related 1
Molecular function (GO): protein binding
Source: RefSeq, a predicted model, not a curated record
GCCCCUUUCUUUCCCUCUUUCUCUCUCUCUCUCUCGGUUUUCCACAAAGCGUCUUGCUGCCGGGAGCCUGAGAUCUGAAGGCUAAGACACGAGGCAGCCAGGCUCUCCUCCUUUCUGCCCCAGUAGUAAGGGGUGGCGGAAGCGUUUACUUGGAGGGGGAUGCUGUAGAAGACCAAAGGCAAAGGCAAGCAGUGGCUCUGGCAGCAGCCAGUCAUCCUGCCCCACAGGGCCAAAAGCAAUGAAGAUAACACUGACACCAAGUGCCCUUUUGCUCAUCUGCCUGAUAAUCCAGGCAUAUUGCAAUGAGGAGGAUGUGGAGCAGAGGCCUGGAGCACCAACACAGCCUCCGCCACCCCAGCAUCACACUUCCAGGCCCAAUAAUUACCAUGAAAAAUACAGCAAGCGGCCCAGAGGGUCAGAGUGUGUGCGAUGCUGCGAUCCUCCCGAGCGCAUUUCAGCAUACCCUAUGUACCAACCCAUGCCUCAGAUCAACAUUACCAUCCUAAAAGGUGAGAAAGGGGACCGUGGUGAACGUGGCCCCCAAGGGAAGCUGGGCAAGGCUGGUUCUGCGGGAAGCAGGGGCCAGGCAGGCCUCAAGGGGCAGAAGGGGAACAUAGGGGCCCCGGGGGAGCGGGCCAAGACCAACUAUGCUGCCUUUUCAGUGGGCCGAAGAAAACCCCUGCACAGCAACGACUACUACCAGACUCUUGUCUUUGACACCGAGUAUGUGAACCUCUAUGGACACUUCAACAUGUUCAUGGGCAAGUUCUACUGCUAUGUGCCCGGUAUCUACUUCUUCAGUCUCAAUGUGCACACCUGGAACCAGAAGGAAACCUACCUGCACAUAAUGCACAAUGGGGCUGAGGCGGCCAUCUUGUACGCCCAGGCCAGCGACCGAAGCAUCAUGCAGAGCCAGAGCCUCAUGUUGGAGCUGCAGGACCAGGAUGAAAUCUGGGUGAGGCUCUUCAAGGGUGAGCGCGACAAUGCCGUCUUCAGCGACGAAUACGAUACAUACGUUAUUUUCAGCGGGUACUUAAUCAAACCCAACUCUGAGCCUUGAAUCUGCUGGCAGAUGGACAAAAUACAGCCAAUAACAUCACCUGGCUCUAACCUUGUAGUGUUUCCCUACUUGCUGAUUUCUAACCCUACUUAUCUGCCAUAACCCAACCUUGACCUCUGAUAUGACCAUUAUCCUCCUCAAACGAUGACCCCACUUCCCUUGGACAAGGUUUCCCCCCUGCUUCAAACCUCUGGUCCUUCUCUCUUCCCUCUGCCCCCAAGUCUUAAGUUGGCGUCAAUAUUCCCAGUCAGAUCGUCACAGUAAUCUAACUUCUGCUCUUAUGGGCCUGACUACCCAUGUACUGUACAAUCAUUCCCUUUGCUCUAAGACUGGGACUCACACCCUCCUAGAUAAUAAUGACACUUCUUCUAUACAA